Molecule: messenger RNA, 2580 nt
Organism: Bubalus bubalis (water buffalo)
Lineage: Eukaryota; Metazoa; Chordata; Mammalia; Artiodactyla; Bovidae
Gene: MS4A3
Product: membrane spanning 4-domains A3
Exons: 8
Coding region: 833-1780 (315 amino acids)
Cellular component (GO): membrane
Source: RefSeq, a predicted model, not a curated record
AGGACAAAAAUAUAUAUUUAGCCUUAUUAGAUUAGCCAUGGGGUAUAAGCAAAUAAUUUUAAGGCUUGACCUGAAUACUGUAACUAAAACAAUCUAUGGAAGAAUCAGCUGAGAUGAAUUUGUGAAUUUUCCUGAGGCCAAGAAAGAUGCUUUUUCUUAGAUCUCUGUCUCCUCCUAGUACUCCCUGGAAAAGACCUUGAUGCUGGGAAAGAUUGAAGGCAAAAGGAGAAGGGGGCAGCAGAGGAUGAGAUGGUUGGAUGGCAUUACUUACUCAAUGGAAAUGAAUUUGAGCAAACUCUGGGAGACACUGAAGGACGGGGAGGACUGGCAUGCUGCAGUCCGUGGGGUCACAAAACGUCGGACAUGACUUAGUGACUGAACUACAACAACUCCUCCCAGGAAUUUAAGUCACUUUAUCUUCUUUGCGGCUAAUUGUUCUACAGCCAAACCCAUCAAAAUUAAGAAAUAACAGUCUUUUGGUUUCAAAAAUGAACGAUAUAGACUAUUCAGCCUACUAAAUGGCACCUGGCAAUUACCGAGUGAACUGUUUUCUGUAAUUAGCUUUUAUUGGCAGUGUGUGCCUUGCCAGUCUCCUUGGCGAUUUUACAGGCCUCAGGCGCGGUUAUCAAUUAGCUCUUUUCCACCACUGCCUCUUUGAGCAUCGGCAUUUGCAUAAACAGGAGCAUCUCAGCCUCUAGGUUGUAGACACAGUGGAAACCACCCCAUGCGUGAUCUAACUAAGUAGCAAAAUGUGGCACAGGUCGCCACGUAAAAUCACGUAAGCCAUUACCACUUCCUGUUUCCCGAGAGUUCUGGGCAGGGGUCUGCUUACAUGGAGGUCUCUGUGACUUUAGAAAUCUCCAUUCUCCUUGAUGCCUGGAUUUGGCCGUGCACUGAGAAUAUCCGUGUGAAAGUAAGCUGUUCCAUGGACUGGGUGAUGGUCUCUGUUAGCCCGUGUGUGUACAGAAAUCGGUAUAUAUUUGCUGAUGAAUUAUAUCUGGGAUCAGGCUGCCCUGUGACUCGGAUACAAACAUAUGUGUAUGAUUUUAUAUACCCUGUCUAUGAAUGUGUGAUCAGGAUAAAGCCAUCAAGACCGCAGAUGGCCUCGCAGGAAGCGGAUCCUACCGAGCUGCCGGCAGCCUGUGCUGGCGAGGCCCCCGGAAGCCUGGGGCAGGCGGCGGCGGCGGACAGCUCCGCCUACCGGCCCGGCGGCAGGUCGCAGAGCCACCCGGAGGUGCUGCAAGCUCUCGGGGUGGUCCAGAUCCUGAACGGAGCAGUAAUUCUGGCUCUGGGUGGCCUCAUGCAUUCCUUACAAAACUUGUCCUAUCCCUCCAAUUACUUGCUUUUCUCGGUUGUUUACACAGGUUAUUCCACAUGGGGGGCUAUAUUUUUUAUUGUUUCAGGAAUUUUAUCCGUCUUAGCCGGGAAAAAACGCACAAAAACACUGCUGGAGAGCAGCUUGGGGAUGCACUCUGCCAGUGCCACCGUGGCACUAGUCGGGAUUGUCUUUCUCUCAAUGAAUUUAUUUGCUAACGAACCACUACUCAAGGACUGUCAGUCUUCCCGGCCACCUGACUUGUGCAUUUACAUGGCAGCCUCUUCAAACGGCCUCGUGUCACUGAUGCUGAUCCUUACCUUGCUGGAGUUGUGCAUAGCCUGCUCUGUUGUAGCCCUGUGGCUCAAAGCAAACUGCUGUCACGUAAGAAAGGCAAUUUCCUCCCUUUCCAAUCCUGGGGAGUCAAGAAUGCCUCCGAAAGAAAGCAAGGAAAUUCAGUCUUGAAUCUCCAGUGAGUCAGUGCUGCAUCCAGGAGCUCAAGAGAACACGAGCCUGUGAGCCACGUCUCCACCAUCGUGGUGCCCAUCAUGAGAAGCUUCAACAUGCGGCUCAAUCCUUUCUGUCCUGACUAUAAACUCCCUCAUAAGUCCUGGCAAUGGAAGGACAAAUGUGCUUCUCUAUGCAUCCUUUCUUUUGUAACUGCUAUGAUCACCAUGCUAAAACUGUUCCCAGAAAUCAGUUCUCUUUCUUCUUACCUGCCUGCUUCAUUGUCUUCUAAGGUUUAAAAAAGGCAGGGAGAAUCCUCCCUAUUUCAUGUAUUCUUUCUAAACUCCUACUUCCAACCCCAGUGAGAAGGAAAAAUGAGUGAGACGUUUCCCAUUAUGGAAAAUGCUUCUUGACUUCAGUUGACACCAACAUUGCAAAAACUGUCCAAAAAAUCAUCAAAAUAACAUUGAGAUAAAUUUUUACUAUAUUUGAGGUAGGAGGUCAAGUCUUGAAGUCUUUUUUGUCAGUGAGGUGCUGAAAUUCACGCAUGUCCGGAUCCAAAAAUGAUGCCUUAGAUGGGGGUCUUUGAGAGCAAAAUCAAUAUUUGUCCUUCAAAGGACAGUGAGAAUCUGUAAUGCAGAGAAGAAAGAAUUAAAGCUUUAGAAUCUUACAGACCUGAGUGCAAAUUCUGAUACUGUCUGUGUGAACUUAAUCUCUCUGAUCUAUUUUUUUCUCAUCUCUAAAAUAGGUAUUACAGUACCAACUGUCUUAUUCAUUGUUAUGCAGAUUAAGUAAAAAUAAAGCAGAUGUGAAAAUAG